Ostreobium quekettii is the source of this 318-nucleotide messenger RNA. Lineage: Eukaryota; Viridiplantae; Chlorophyta; Ulvophyceae; Bryopsidales; Ostreobiaceae. The record is from the annotation of a GenBank genome assembly.
UCAGACAGAGCCUAUGUGGAGGGCAUUGUGAAGAAGCUGAAGGAGCAGCUUGCACACGGCACAACUUAUGGGGACAGGCGUGGAGCAGCAUACGGACUUGCAGGAGUUGUGAAGGGCCUUGGCAUUACAACCUUGAAAAACUUCGCGAUCAUGGACUCCCUCAAGGCGUACGUGGAGGACAAGAGUGAUGCAAAUGCCCGUGAGGGAGGCAUCCUUGCCUUUGAAUGCUUCUGUGACAGGCUGGGGAAGCUGUUUGAGCCAUACGUGAUUCAUGUCCUCCCUCUGCUGCUGACGUGCUUUGGAGACUCGGCGCUGCAA